CUUCAUUUUCUGUGGCCAAAUUAAUUCUUCAUGGUUCCAUGGUUCCAUGUUUCUCAAUACAACACUUUGAUUUGAUGACCUUUAACUCUAUAAAUCCAAAAGAUGCUGCAAAAACAAGUGAAAAAAAUGGCACCCACAACACUUUUUCUCAUGCACAUUUGGUUUUGGAUCACAUGCAGUGUCAAUGCCACAAGGCCUUCACCAAAAUUCCCAGCCAUUCUAGUCUUUGGUGAUUCAACAGUGGACACUGGCAACAACAAUUACCUCAAAACAGUGGCCAAGGGUAACCAUUUCCCCUAUGGCAAAGACUUUCCUGGUAAAGUUCCAACAGGCAGGUUUUCUAAUGGAAAACUUGUCCCUGACUUCAUUGCCUCCCUCUUAAAGAUCAAAGAAGCCGUUCCUCCUUUUCUUGAUCCAAGCCUUUCAAACAACGACCUUGUCACCGGUGUCAGCUUUGCGUCAGGGGGAUCUGGAUACGAUGAUAUAACUGCUGCCGUUGUCGGGAUCAUACCAUUUUCAGAGCAGAUAGAGUUGUUCAAGAAAUACAUUGUGAGAGUUGAGGGGAUUUUGGGGGAAAAGGAGGCUGACAAGUUAAUUAAUCGUGCACUUGUUAUAAUAAGUGCAGGUACCAAUGACUUUGGUUUUAAUAUCUAUGACAUACCCACAAGAAGAUUAGAGUUCAACAUUACUGGGUACCAAGAUUUUCUGCAGAAAAAGCUACAAAUGUUCAUUAAGGAACUAUAUGAGCUUGGAUGCAGAAAAAUCGUAAUAACAGGGCUUCCUCCAAUAGGCUGCCUGCCCAUACAAAUAACUGCAAAAUCUGGAAAUCCAAAGAAUAGAAUAUGUGUAGACAAUGAGAAUUCAGAUGCCCAAAUUUACAACCAAAAGCUUGUAAAACUAUUGCCCAAGAUACAGUCACUCUUUCCAGGGAGCAAAAUUGUCUAUGCAGAUGUCUAUGAGCCAUUAACUGACAUGAUCAACAAUCCACAAAAAUUUGGUUUUGUGGAAACAAAGAGAGGCUGCUGUGGUACAGGGCUUGUGGAAGCAGGGCCUCUGUGCAAUGCAUUGACACCACUAUGUGCCAAUGACUUGGAGUACUUAUUUUGGGACAGCAUACAUCCCAGUGAAGCUGCCUACCACUACAUUUCUAAGUACUUGGAGAAGGAAGUCCUUCCAAAGCUUGCUUAUGAUCAUCAAUCACAGCAGUUGAUUAGUCUAUCCGAUCUAACAGAUGAUCGAUACUGAUAAUGAACUUCUCCGUUCGAGUUCCAUAUACAUCUGGUUUGUAAAGUCAUUUACUUGAUUUCUAUGCAACUAUCAAGGGAAAAUGGAAAUCGCCAAUAUUAAUGCAGCCCAAUUAAAUC
Prunus dulcis (almond) is the source of this 1364-nucleotide messenger RNA. RefSeq names its product GDSL esterase/lipase At2g30310-like. Gene Ontology annotation, molecular function: hydrolase activity, acting on ester bonds. The record is from RefSeq and is a predicted model, not a curated record. NCBI's taxonomy places the organism in Eukaryota, Viridiplantae, Streptophyta, Magnoliopsida, Rosales, Rosaceae.